AGUCCUGCUUCGGACCUCAUUGGUACUGCAACACAAAGCCUCUUCUUGACUCCAGAAGGGCGACAGUCGAUCAUUUCAACAACACCUGACUGGGAUGUCAUUCUUUUUGUUCCCCCUUGCAGCGAAAUUUUGAUCGAGGAAUAGAAGGAAGGAUAUUGUCAUCCAAAUUCUUCCCCGCGCGCUUUUUCCUUCGAGUUUGAUUCUUAGAUUGGAGUCCCGCAUCACUCUUCUGCGCCGUUCAUGUUCGAAUCCUUCGCGUGAUUGAAAGGGCGGGGACCGCACCAGGACAGAGAUAGAGAAGCCACAGGUAGACAUUCAACCACUUCGACGCAACCCACUGGUCGUCGACAAUCAACAUGCGCCGCGCCUCACAAUGGCGGCUCAGAUCCCCAUGACGACUUCUGCGAGAGACCUCCGCCGUCCCUCCACAGCAGCCGUCUCGAUGAUGAGCGAGAACACCAGAAGUCCCGACCAGCCAGGCGAAUACGAAACCGUCGCCCGGCUCGGCCGCCGCCACACCUACCGCGGAAUCGAUGGACGCCAGCUCGCUGAGCGAGACGAGGACCUGCCAGACUGGAAGCCCGCACCGCUGCGAUGGCCGUUCUUGACCGUGCUGACGGCCGUCCUGUUUGCGCUGAUGGCCGCCACAAUUUAUGCAGUGCAGACACUCCCCGCUGCUGAUAGCAGGGGCGCGUUGUGGCAGGCAGAAUCGGUGGCAUCAUCGACGAAUUUGGGGGACGCAGCAGGGUCGAGCGACGAAUUGUCCAGGCGCGCUCAUUUAGUCGGGAGGGCUCCGGCGGAGGUAUCUCCGGCCAAGACCUCUGCAGCUGGUCAACCCAGUCCUGAUCCGACACCGGGCGCUACAGAGAAGGGGCCGAAUCCCGCCAGCUCGGCUGGUAAUGGGCCGGAUACUUCUAAUGCCAACCAAGGCAACAGGCCACAGGCGGCGGUGCCGGCGCAAAGCGAAGCAGACAGGCAAAGGGAAGCCGACGAAAGAAACAGGCAGCUUGAUGAGAAGAAUAAGGAAGAGUCGGACAACAAGAACAGACCUGGCCAAAGCCCAAGCCCAACCCCGACGCCAACCCCGACUCCAGAGCCGGGUCAGAACCCAGAACGUUCAACUUCAACGACUACUACUAUAACCCAAACCCCACCUACUGAGAAAACAGAUACUAGUUCUAGGUCUAGUACAUCCACAACGACGUCCUCCACAACGUCUACGACAGCAACAACUACAGAGACCGAGCCGACACGAACCCCUGGAAACGGCUUUCCGGGAGGGGGUAACAGUGGUGGCGGUGGUGGAAAUCUUGGCGACGGAUGCAGUGAUCGCAGGCCUUGCGCUCAAGGAGUCUGCAAAAACGACAAGUGCAUCGAGGAGUCUAACAACGGUGGUGGAGGUAAUAUUGGCGAUGCUUGUAGCGACCGGAGACCUUGUAGCCAAGGUGCAAUCUGCAAAGACAACAAGUGCGUGGAUGACAAGACCACAACCACUACUACAACAUCGACAAGCAGCACCACGACUUCAUCAAGCAUUGCUACAACAACCACAAGCAAUUCAAGUGGCGGAGCAGCUAUUGGGGAGUCGUGCCGCUUCAGGCCUUGCGCUGAAGGUGGAAAAUGUGAAAACGGUAGCUGUGUGACAGACAAGCCCUCUAAUGACCCUCCGCAAACCACCAGCGUGCCAGAUAACGGCAAUGGAGGAGCCAAGAUUGGCGAGAAAUGUGGAAUCUUGCAGGGUGCGCCCAGCUGUUUAGAGGGAAAGUGUGUCAAUGGAGUCUGCGCUGAGGACAGGCCAAAUGAUGAUCCUCCUAGCAACAAUCCUCCCCAGAACGGCGGCGUGAAACUCGACCAGCCGUGCGGUGCUUCCGCCCCAUUUGGCGAACCGAAAGACUGUGCUGAAGGCACUUGCAAGCUGUCCGGAUUGGGCUGGAAAUGUGUUCAAGACAGCAAUCCCCAACCUCAGCCGCAGCUGCCUCCAGCACCCAAGCUUGGAGACCGUUGUGGUGAUUCUGUAGUCGUACCUUUUGCACCGAAAGAUUGCACAGAGGGUCAAUGUCGGCGCGGUUCCUCUGGUGUUUGGACUUGCGAAAAGGAGACUCAAAACCCUCCAGACAAUACACCACCUAAUGGCGGCGGCAAUGAUGGCGGGCUCGUGAAACUCCAUGAGAAAUGCGGAGGCAUUGGAUACACCGGACCUACACGGUGUGAGCAGGGCACAUGCAAAGUCAUUAACCCGUACCACUCACAAUGCGUUGACGAGGGUUCCGCGAGCGAACCUGGGACUGGAAACGGGCUGCCCAAGCUCUACGAUAGAUGUGGAGGUAUUGGAUACACCGGGCCCACAACCUGCGCAAUGGGGACAUGCAAAGUCAUGAACCCGUACUAUUCGCAGUGCGUCGAUGAAGGCCCUGUGGUUGUACCUGGAACAGGCGUCGUGCUCCCUAAGCUCCACGAAAAGUGUGGAGGUAUCGGAUACAGUGGCCCUACAACCUGUUCCCAGGGCACUUGCAAAGUUGUCAAUCCCUACCACUCACAGUGUGUUGAUGAGAGCCCCGUCACUGGACCUGGGUCUGGAAACAAUCCUCCCAAGGGGCCCGGUGACAACCCAGCAGACACACCAAAGCCUGGAGAAAACAAUAAUGAGACUAGACCUGGAUCUGGCAACGGCAACGGCAAUGGUAGCGGCAGCGGCAACAAUGAGCCCAGGCCUGGAACUGGCAACGGCAACGGCAACGGUAGUGGCAACAAUGGGACGACACCUGGAUCUGGGGGAAACCCUUCCAAGGGGCCGAGUGAUAACCCGGCAAACAGCCCAAAGCCUGGGGAAAACAACAACUCGCCUGUUCAGGUUGUGCAACUUUUCGGCCAAUGUGGUGGUAACGGUUACACUGGCCCUACCACCUGCUCCCUUGGUUCUUGCGUCAAGAAGGAUGAGUCGUGGAGCGAAUGUCGCCUCGAUAACCCCUGGUCCACGAAGUCUGACGAGGCCCAGACAACGCGGGCACCCAAGUCGCCUGGGAUCGUCGUGCCACGACCAGGACAGGAAGACAACAGCAAAACAGCUACUCAGACAACACAGAUCAGACCCGGUCCUGAUAGAAAUCCGGUCAACAACGGCCAAAGCCAGCCCGAGUCCACUAGACCUCCCCUUAUCAACAAUCCAGCCCCAACAGACAUACCCAAAAUUGACCGCCCAAAGGAUGAUCAGAAGGACGAGGAUGCAUCACCGCAGGGUGGGGGUCGACCUUUCAGCCCUGGCAGCAAGACAACUUCUCGUGUGGGCAGACCAGCGCCUGUACCAACGACGAGGUUUGAAUGGGUCCAGGUUAAGACCAUCACAACGACAGACGGCAAGGGAGACAGAACAACCUUGAUCAGCACUCCAACACCUCAAAUUCAAAUUGACAUCCUUACCACAACUGAUUCCGAAGGGCGACCGACAGUUACAACAAUUACGAAAACGGUGGCACCCAGGACAAGCACAUUGACCGACAGCAACGGUGUGCCCACGGCCACUAUAACAGAAUACGCUGCAAUCCCCACUUCUGCAGCGCAAGCGAGCACUGCACCCGUCGAGGCCAUGUCUCGUCUCAGCAGGUCUCAGCACUUUGCAGCAUUCUUCCUUCCACUACUCUUGGGCGUUGGUCUUCUUGCAGUUGCACGCAUGAUUGAAACGACUGCCAGACAGCUCCAGCCAUUCCACCGCAUGACGCAUCCCUUUGGUGCACCCGCGUCGGAAUCUUUCUGUCAGCGUGUCGGCUUGAUUGAGACCAUCCCGAUAGCUUUCAGGAGUCUUGCGAUAAAAGGGGGUAUCCUGCGCGAUCCGCCGGUGUUGUUGCUAUCCAAGCUACUUUUGCUCUUUUCUGCUGUCUUGGUUCCCCUAGCUCCGGAAGCUUUGGCUCUCAGCAUGAGCGAGACCUGCCGCGCUGAAAUUGGUUACGAGGGCUGUACAGCCUCGGUUGCUAUCUUCCCCGCCCUGGCAUGGGCUGCCGCUGGAGUGAUUGCAACAAUGGCAGUGUUGGCACUACUUCUUGUAGUUGGCCUCCAGAGGUGGACGACGGGCGUAGCAUCGAAUCCAUGGAGCAACGCUGGAAUGGCGUCCAUCUGCGCCAACCCUGAGGUCAGGGCGAUACUACUUUCGCUGCCCAAUGGUCUAGGCGCCCGACCUAGCGCGCCCGGGAAGAGGCCGCCGAGAGAAAGCACCGCUACCGGCAGAGUCAUCACGCAUGAGCAGCUGCUUAAUGCAGCUGGCGAUCGAACGUUCCGCUUGGGCAUGUUUCCGACCGAGGUAGGCACCGACGCCUCUUCGCUCAGGGAAAAUGCCUCAGCCGACUACGGCGUUGUAUUAUACAACAGCGGGGCAGAAGGGAAUUCCCUGACGGCCAGUGGUGGCAUCGACCCAGAUAACAUUGGCAUAGCGAUAUCUACACCAAUGACUGGAACAACCGCGAUGGCUUCGGGAGAAGAUGGCGUCGAAGAAUUUGAAUACAGUGACGACGAGGACGAGGACGAUCUCGGACCUGCUGAUAAUCGAGCCCCGCAAGGAGCGGGUAAAUUUGCGCCGCUCCAGCGACAGGAAGAACAUCACCUGCCUUUCAUGAUGUUGACAUAUGGGCCGCGGCUGGUCUUUGUGGCUUCAGCUUGUGCGUUGCUUAUUAUCAUUAUGUAUCAUCAAAACAGCUCUGCGGACGGCGGUUUCGAGAGGUUCAUGAACCAGGAAGGAUUCGGGGCCCGGUUGCUAUUCACCAUCGUUGGAGUGGUAAUAGCAUUUUUCUGGGCUUCAUUCUUUACCAACGUAUCACUCAUGAGCCCCUACCUGAUGCUCUCCAUCGCCCCGCAACGCGCAGAACGCUCCAUCCUCAUAUCGCCGUCGAGUAAUCCGUUCUCCGGCCUGUACCGGGCAAUCCGCGACCGGCACUUCUUCCUCGCCGCCGUGGCCGCGACCGCGAUCCUCGCCGAGGCCAUGCCCAUCCUCCUCCACAACCUCCCCUCGCGGGGCGACCUCAUCGCCUCCAAGCACUCGUCGCUCUAUCAGGCCUGCACGUGGACCUCGGUCGGGAUCCUCUGCGUCAUGCUGGCCGUCAUCACGACGUCCUUCUUCGUCAGCUGGCCUCACAUGCCCUCGGACCCGAGCAGCCCGGCCGGCGCCAUGUUUUACGUCUGCGACUCGCCGGGCAUGGCAUGGGCGCUCGAGGGCACCGCGCUCCUGAGCCAGAGGGAGCGCGACAGCGGCGUCAGGGCGCUGGGCAUGACGUACGAGUUUGGCGCCAUGGAGGGCAUGAGCGGUCGGAGGCGCGUCGGUGUCGAUGCGGAUGAGACGUCAGGCGCGGCCUUGGUUGACCAGCCUGAGGGUGCUGUUGUAUAACUAAAAUUUUACUUUUUUACUUUUUGCAUUCCAGGUCUUAAAACAUGGGCGGGGAAUUUGGCGGGGGUUUAUUUUUUUGGCUUUGGUAUACGUACUAUAGUAUGCCUGGGUAUGAUACCCCUUGUUUUUGAGACGAAAAUGCGAGGGAUGGCAGCGGGCCCAGCGGCAUUUGGUUCUUUGUUUCAGCGUUUAGCAUUUCUUCUUUUUUGUGUUUCUCAUCUCGGGAAUAAGAAGGUUUCCCUUCGCCUGUAAUGUUUUAGACUCUUUGUUUUGGCAUAUAAUACAGCACAUAUGUACAUUAUCACCAAUAACUUAUCGGCAUAUUCAGCAUUUUGACAGUUGAAUUCAGACGCGAAAAAGAAAGUACAAAGACA
Molecule: messenger RNA, 5742 nt
Organism: Pyricularia oryzae 70-15
Lineage: Eukaryota; Fungi; Ascomycota; Sordariomycetes; Magnaporthales; Pyriculariaceae
Exons: 2
Coding region: 374-5368 (1664 amino acids)
Biological process (GO): carbohydrate metabolic process
Cellular component (GO): extracellular region
Molecular function (GO): cellulose binding
Source: RefSeq, a predicted model, not a curated record